Molecule: messenger RNA, 550 nt
Organism: Acanthoscelides obtectus
Lineage: Eukaryota; Metazoa; Arthropoda; Insecta; Coleoptera; Chrysomelidae
Source: the annotation of a GenBank genome assembly
UGUCAUUUGACAUUGUCACUAAUUUACUGCUAUUAUACACUUUAUUUUUACUGUAGGUGUGCGUAAUUUGAUGCGUACCAGUGUGAGUUCUCUAAUAAAACAGGCCUACUGUGCCCAGCCUAACAUUCAUGAGAUCUUCCACAUCAAAUGUCCGAUAAUAUGUUUGGUACGAUGCCAGAUGACCCAUGCUACCGAUCGCUUCAAUCAGCUGGAUCAAAACUGGAGAAGAAGAAAUAACUGGUCUUACAAGCUUUGGAAAUACAGAUGGAUGUUGAUCAGCUGGCUGCUAAUGUCCAUCUUAAUGGUAAGUCUUUUCAUAUACGGUACAAUAGUAGGUGCGGGGCUUUGUGCAAAUGGAGGAUGGAGAUAUUCAACUUACAGCUAUCCUUGUGCGAAGAAGUUUAACUUUCCUGGUGUACUAGGUGGACAGAGUAUUAGUAUAAUAUGACGUAAUUUGUCUAGAGAAAAACAAAGUAAUAUUAGCUCAGAGGCAUUAUAUACAAGAUACUAGAAAAGCAUGUCUGUUUAUUUUUAAUCAAAAUAGAUGAAG